AUGUCACAUAAGAUCUACCGCCUGAGCUCUGUCACGCCUUCCGAUGCUGUUGAAGCUGUUCCACCAUACACGCUUCGCACACUUCCUUUCACUCUCAUCUUCGGAUGUGAUCUCCUCACCAUCCACGUCGGCAAGGACGAGCGUACACGAACCUUCAGUAUCCACUCUGAGCUCCUCACUGCCCGGUCAACCUACUUCAAGGACUUGAUAUCCAACGAAGGUGACCAAAAGACAUUUGAUCUGCCUGAAAUCAACCCUCGCGCGUUUGCUCUAUACUUCCAGCUCAUCUAUACCGGUCGCAUUCCAAGUAAACCUAACGACGCAUCCGAUGCUGAACACGACGAGUACGCCCUUCUGUGCAAGCUAUACACUAUUGCCCACCUUGUCAAAGACGCUAAUGCCAAAGAUUCUGCCCUGGAUGCUAUUCUCGUCAAGGCUACUGAGAGCGCUGAGAUCCCAUCAAGCGAGCAUGUAUGGAUCGUCUACGCCGGCACUGAAGGGCCCUGCAAAGGUCGGAAGAUGAUGGUCGAGUUCUAUACCUACAAGGCUACUGGAGAAUGGAUGAGAGCACAAGGCGAGGACGCACAUGGACGAGGUUUUCCACCAGAGUUUUGGAGUGAGCUGGCAAUGAGCUUGGUGGACAAGAGGAGCCUGGCAAAUCGACGGAUGGCUGGCAUGGACGCAAAUGAAUACCACGGACAGUGA
This is a messenger RNA of Alternaria incomplexa, 705 nucleotides long. RefSeq lists its product as uncharacterized. The record is from RefSeq and is a predicted model, not a curated record. Gene Ontology annotation, molecular function: protein binding. Bases 1 to 705 code for a protein of 234 amino acids. Lineage: Eukaryota; Fungi; Ascomycota; Dothideomycetes; Pleosporales; Pleosporaceae. The transcript has 2 exons.